Messenger RNA from Trichosurus vulpecula (common brushtail), 1416 nucleotides. It is a transcript of the gene RSPH1, whose product is annotated as radial spoke head component 1. NCBI's taxonomy places the organism in Eukaryota, Metazoa, Chordata, Mammalia, Diprotodontia, Phalangeridae. The record is from RefSeq and is a predicted model, not a curated record. Gene Ontology annotation, cellular component: motile cilium; nucleus. The coding region runs from base 395 to 1285 and encodes 296 amino acids. The transcript has 9 exons. Gene Ontology annotation, biological process: axoneme assembly; spermatid development.
UCUUUCUCUGCUCUCUCUACUUCCCUCCCAUUUAGCUUCCUUUGGGGCAGUCAGGAAAACAAGACCUGUCUCCGCUGCUGUGGCAACCGCUGUGUUUCCAUCACUGCCUCCUCCUUCUCCCAGCCAACCAUUCCCCCUUUCUUUUUCCUCUUUUUGUAUCCAUUGUUCUCUUUCAGUCCCUCGGUUUUGGCCACGCCUCUUCUUCCCUCACACUACAAACACUCUCUUCCCUUCCACAGGAAAGAAGAUCCAGAGGUUGGGAUGGUGGUGACCAGUACAGGGGUGAAGGCGCGAGCCUCCUCAUCCUCACGGCGAGGUGACUGUUAACAGAAAAGUGUCGGUCGGCAGGGACUAAACCUGCACGAAGCAGGACUGUGGUGGUGGUGGUGGAGUCAUGUCGGAUCUGGGCUCUGAGGAGAUAGAGGAGGAGAGGGAGAAUUAUCUCGGGGAAUAUGAAGGAGACCGCAAUGAGGCAGGUGAACGACAUGGAAAAGGAAAAGCAAUAUUGCCUAAUGGGGAUAUAUAUGAUGGACAUUAUGAAUUUGGUAAAAGACAUGGUCAGGGGACCUACAGAUUUAAGAGUGGUGCUCGAUACAUUGGAGAAUACCAACAAAAUAAAAAACAUGGUCAAGGCUUGUUUAUCUAUCCAGAUGGAUCAAAAUAUGAAGGAGACUGGGCAGAUGACCAAAGACAUGGCCAUGGAGUUUAUUACUAUGUAAAUAAUGAUACAUAUACUGGAGAAUGGUUUGCUCACCAAAGGCAGGGGCAAGGCACAUAUCUCUAUGCUGAGACUGGCUCUAAGUAUAUUGGUACUUGGAUAAAUGGACAACAGGAAGGAUCAGGAGAAUUUGUUCACCUCAACCAUAGAUACCAGGGCAAGUUCAUAAAUAAAAUUCCAAUGGGUCCUGGAAGGUAUAUUUUUGAUAUUGGAUGUGAACAGCAUGGUGAAUAUAAACUUGCAGAUAUGGAAAGAGUAGAAGAGGAAGAGGAAGAAGAAGCUUCAACUAUUAUUCCAAAGUGGAAAGCUCAAAAAAUUACCCCAUUAGAACUCUGGAAACCAAGUCCUGUUGAAGAAUCACCUCAGCCUGAUGUGCCACCAGAGUCAGAAGAGCCACAAGCUCCCUCAGAAAUCGGUGAAGUGACUGAGGAUAUUCAACCUCUUACUGAUUAUUCAGAAAUAGAAGACAUUGAAACACUAAUGAAACAGGGUGAAGAAAUUGAAGAAACAAAAGCUGAAAGCAGAGAGGAAGCAUUAAAUGAGGAGGAAGAAGAGGAAGGAAAAUGAUCGGCAUCACCAGAUUAAAACGAACAGACCAACAGAAAAUGAAAGUAUGUGCAGGGCACAUAUAUUAUAGCAAUCUCAUUUUACCUAGUUUGUAAAAUUGAUUUAGAUAUGCUAAUAAACGCUUUAAUGAC